This is a messenger RNA of Lactuca virosa, 490 nucleotides long. Lineage: Eukaryota; Viridiplantae; Streptophyta; Magnoliopsida; Asterales; Asteraceae. The record is from the annotation of a GenBank genome assembly.
AUGAGAACAGAUGAUGUUUAUAAAACUUUUGAAGUAGUUAGUGGCACUACAGUUGAUUCAAGGACAUUGGUUCAACAUGCAAGAAAUGAGGCAGCUGACUUUCAUUAUUAUUAUGGUAAUGAGAUGACUGUGAAUGUAUUGGCAAGAUGGAUUGCUAACAAAUCACAACUUUAUACUCAACAUGCUUACAUAAGACCACUUGAUAUGGUGUAGGAUAUUGAUGAUGGGAAUGAGCCCAAACUCUUCAAAUGUGAUCCAUCAAUCCUCUUUCUGGACAAAAAUGAUGAUUUAGAAGAGUUGAGGGAGCUUGUGAGGAAACAAAAAGAGCAAAUCGAAGAUUUUAAGGAAAUAAUGAAGGCCAAAGAUGACCAACACUACGCAAGAAUUGAGCAACUUAAUAAACAACUACAAUUGGCAAUGGUUGUUAUUAAUGCUUUUAAACAGCUACAAAACUAGUAGGUCAUAAAGUGUUGAUAUGUUUAUUGCAAAG